Molecule: messenger RNA, 1582 nt
Organism: Juglans regia (Persian walnut)
Lineage: Eukaryota; Viridiplantae; Streptophyta; Magnoliopsida; Fagales; Juglandaceae
Product: stemmadenine O-acetyltransferase-like
Exons: 1
Coding region: 101-1399 (432 amino acids)
Source: RefSeq, a predicted model, not a curated record
CUGCCCAACGGCCAAUAAUUUUAUACCUUCACUUCCCAACUAAACUCUCCUGGGACGGUAUCUAGCUAGCCUGCCUGCAUUAUCGAUCACUACUAAAACAAUGGCAGUACUUGAUGUAGAAGUUAUCACCAAAGACACCAUCAAACCCUCUUCACCGACCCCAGACCACCUCCGUCGUUACAACCUCUCCUUCAUUGAUCAAAUUACACCUCAAAUUUUCAUGCCUCUUGUUCUCUUUUACCCGAGAGAUUCCAAUGCCCAUCUCAACAACAUAGAUUGCCAAGACAACAUCAAGACGUCCUUGUCUAAGGCGUUGACACUGUUUUACCCGAUGGCAGGACGGGUGAAGGACAACUCUCAUGUUGAUUGCAACGAUGAGGGUGUCCACUAUGUGGAAGCCAAAACCAACUGCAAUCUUUCUGAAUUUCUUGAGGACCCGAACCUAGUUGAGCUCAACAAAUUCCUGCCGUAUGAACUGGAUGAUGUUAAUGAAGUGGCUCUGGCUGUCCAAGUUACCUCCUUCAGCUGUGGUGGGAUCGUGAUCGGUCUGGUUUUUGCCCACAAGGUUUCAGAUGCUUCCUCAUUCUUCUCGUUCCUCAACACUUGGAGUGCUCUUGCUUGUGGUAGCAAUGAUAUAACUAAUCCUCGAUUCGAAUCUGCCAUGAUAUUCCCACCGGAGACAUUUCCAAGCUACAGUCCAAGUAGAGGGAUUGCAAAGAAUAAAAUUGUUUUGAAGAGAUUUGUCUUUGACUCGUCUGCUAUAUCAGCUCUUAGAGCCAAAUAUAGCACUAACAACACAAGCAUUGAAUACCCACGGCCAACUCGCGUGGAGGCCUUAUCGGCUUUCAUAUUUGAUCACUUCUUGGCUGCCACUGGAGCAGAUGCAGACACCAACAAGGUAUGUACCCUAUUUCACAUAGCAAACCUACGCACGAGGAUGGACCCACCGCUUUCAAACAAUUUUUUUGGAAACAUGAGCUUGUCCACAGGUUCGGUAAUCUCCAGGAAAACAGGUGAUGGCUUUCAUGACAUUGUCAUUCCUAUGAGAGAUUCCAUAAGGAAAGCUGACAUCGAUUAUGUGAAAAGCUUUCGGGAGGAUGGUGCGUCCUUGAGGUUUAUGAGUGAGAAUGCAGAAAGAUUGAAGAAAGGAGAAGUUGUUUCGUUAGCCUUCACCAGCUUGUGCAGGUUUCCUAUAUAUGAAAUCAAUUUCGGGUGGGGGAAGCCUAUAUGGGCUGGCUCAGUAAGAUUGCUAUACACGAAUCUAGUUACUUUCUUCGACACCAAAUCAGGAAAUGGAAUAGAGGCAUGGAUUAACUUGGACGAGAAGGACAUGGCUAAACUUGAAGUCGAUAAGGAGCUCCUGGCAUAUGUUUCGUCAAACAAAGUUUCAGUAAUGUAGAUUGUUACCUAGCUAAUUAGAUGGAUCUUCAAGAUUGUCAACGUAUAUUUAGAAGUUCCUUUUCUUUUCUUUUUUUUUUUUUUUUGUUUAUAAGGACAAUGUAGUUUAAUGCUUGCUACAUGUUCUAAAUCUCCAAGAAGGUUUGGAAUAAGUUCGUAAUACGAUAAGUAUUAUGGGGAUAUU